AUGGCUUCAAAAGAUUAUGACUCCGAUGGAGCGCAUCCGGCGACACUGCAACACGACGCGAGUGGGUCAGCUAGCAGCGAGACGAGUGAGAAUCCGGCCGUCGGGGCCGGGCGUUCGAGCGGGCAACACGAGUUUACGACCAAGCCAACGAUUUCCGAGUGUCAGCAGGUCUGUUCGUUGUUGGCAGAAGUGCACGGAGGAAUGCCGGUCCGGCCGGCGCGAUUGGCGGGGGCGACGGAGGAAGCCGAGGGAGUUGAGGAUCUCGCUUCAAGGACGAUUGCGACGGAGUGUGGGGAGGUAGGCGAGGUGCUCGAUGGCUUGGUCCGGACGAUCCUGAGCCAACACACCUCAAGGGCGAACUCGAGCCGCGCCAAACAAGCCCUCGACCAACACUUCGGGACGGGCAAUUAUCACGCCAUCCGGCGAGCUUCUGUCUCCUCUAUCACUGCUGUCCUUCAAGACGCUCGCGUCGGUCUCGCCGCUCGAAAAUCCACGACCAUUCAUGCCCUCCUUAAUCAUAUACAUCUUAACCUUAAUCCCGACUUGAGCCUCGAGUUUCUUCGCUACCUCCCUGAUUCUGAGGCCAUGGAAACUUUGACUUCUUUCAAAGGCGUCGGGGCUAAGACUGCAAGUUGCGUCCUGCUGUUCUGUCUCGGUAGGAACUUUUUCCCGGUCGACACACAUGUCUUUAGGAUCACCAAAGCCUUGGGCUGGCUGCCUCCCCGACCCACCGCAACCAGGGAGAGCGCCUUCAAACAUCUCAACCAGGCUGUCCCUGAUCACCUCAAGUAUCCCUUACACAUACUCCUCUUCCAGCAUGCCCAACAAUGUCUUGUCUGUAAACGGAUCACCUCUAAACCAUCUCAACCCUUAUGUCCUUCCAAAAACAAGUCAACUAUCACCCCCAGAAGGGGAGCUGCCAGACGAGAAUGCAAAGAGGCAAAUGAGAAUACCGAAGCAGGAAAGAGGAUUUCGACCUUCGUCCAGUGCGAUGAUUAUCGAUCUGAAUCUCUAGAUACGGCUGCGGUCGCGGAGAGAGACAAGAACUUGGAACGAAGGACAAAAGGCUCGAAGAUAAAAAAUCUCAAGACUGCAGAAACCCGUCGAUCGAACAGAUUCGGUACUCUCAAAACCGGCGAAGCGGAUACGUCCAAUCUCGCCAAGGUCUAUGGCGACAGAGAGGAUAAUGCUCCGACUUCUUCAAGCCGAAGAACGCGAUUCCAAUCAGCGGGAGGGGUUCAUAUCACUGCACCCUUCUCGUUCAUUUCUAAUUAG
Messenger RNA from Puccinia graminis f. sp. tritici CRL 75-36-700-3, 1275 nucleotides. RefSeq lists its product as uncharacterized. NCBI's taxonomy places the organism in Eukaryota, Fungi, Basidiomycota, Pucciniomycetes, Pucciniales, Pucciniaceae. The record is from RefSeq and is a predicted model, not a curated record. The transcript is spliced from 6 exons. Gene Ontology annotation, molecular function: catalytic activity. Gene Ontology annotation, biological process: base-excision repair. The coding region runs from base 1 to 1275 and encodes 424 amino acids.